CUCUCCUAUGUAUAUAUACUUGCUGUUUUCUUCAAUAAAAUCAGAUAUUCAUUCAUCCAAAAGGUGAUAUAUAUGUAGCUAUUAUUAUGAGCAAAUAAAUAGGUAUGCUAGAUUUUACAUAUAAAAACCAAAGCUGAUUAAAUUUUCGAAUUCUUUUUAAGUAUUAAAUAUAUUUGGAAUGACUGCAAAGCUCUUAUCACAAGAAGAAAUUUUAAGUUUAAUGAAACAAGAAAAUGAUUCCGUUAAACUAGUACCUAAGAAAAAAAAUCAAAUACAAGUGAACUUUGGGAUCAUUUCCACCAAGUUUUUGUUAACAAUCAACAACAGCAAUACGUUUCGUGUAAUUCGUGCAAAGUCUUACUUUUAUUUACAUCUGCAAAUGGUACAAAUAAUAUGAAAACACAUUUGAAAUCAUGUAGUAAACCAGAUCAAACAAUUAGUAGUGGUCAAAUAAGCGUUACAGAAUUUUAUCCAUCAAUGAACAAUAUCCAUAUUCCACAGCGAAUUAAAUCAGCAGUAUUACGUGCAUGUUCAGAAUUUGCUGCUAUUGAUAAUAGAGCAUUCGAAACAAUGGCAGGUGAUGGAUUCAAAAUUCUUGUACAAGAAAUAUUUGAUGCUGGUCGUGUACUUAACAGAUCUUCAUUAGAUGUAGAUGCACUUAUUCCACAUCCUACUACGUUGGUACUUUUUUAUGUUGGAUCAUUAGGUCUAAGCUAUUGUGAUACUUCUGUUCAUCAUACAGAUCGUGAUUUUCGUUUAUUUAAUUUUAUAUUGGGAUGUUAUCCAUACGAUGCUGAAUCUCAUUCUGCACAACAUCUUCAUGCAUUUGUUGAUCAAAAAUUAAAUGAAUAUAAAUUACGUUUAGAUAGUUCAAAAUAUGUUGUUACCGAUAACGAAGCAAAGAUGUUAAGUGCUUUUCGUGAAAAUUGCACACGUAUUGGAUGCUCCGAUCAUUAUAUAAAUCGUCAAUUAAAACAUGCAUUUGAAUCUCAACAAAUUCAUGUUUCUAAAACUGUUAUUGAAAAUGUUAAUUGUGAUGCUAUUCAAGGUCUGUUUUUUACGAUAAAAAAUAUUGUUUCAUCUGUACGUCGUUCACAUAAACAACAAAUUUUAUCAAAGAAAUUACAAUCGUACAGUGAUACACGCUUUAAUGGUGCUCUAUACAUGCUCGAUGUUUUUCGUGAAUUAUUUGACGAAUUUCCGGCUGUUCUGAUUAACAGUAAAUUAAUUGAUGCUUACCAAGAAAUUGAUAAACAAACAUUAGAUGAUGAACUAAUGAUAAAGAUCGAAGUUUAUUGUCAGCAUUUUUUUAUCUCUACUUCGUCUUUUGUAGGCCAUCGAAUCAAAGUUGCUUGGAUUAUUACCAAUGAGCACCGCCUGGCUACAAUAUUGCAUCCAAAAUUUAAAAAGUUUGAGAGUUGUGCUGACGAAAAGCAGGCUGCAAUAGAUGUGUUAAAAAAAGAAUUUGAUGUCCAUUAUGAUGCUAAUCUUGAUUCGAUAAAUUCUUUAUCACCUUCUUCAACAACAACAAGUACAUCGAUGAUGAAAUUAGCUUCUGCAUCAUCUUCACCUGCUUCAAUUAAAUGUGCUUCUUCUGUAUGGAAGAGUAUUUUAGCACAGUGUUUUGAUCAACAACCGGACGGAUUGAUAUCAUCAACAAACAGAUACCAAGGGGUUGACGAUUAUUUAAAUCGAGAUUUCUAUUUUAAGGAGGACGAGGAACAAGAUGGUGAUAUUGACGUUUUGGAUUUUUGGCGUAAACAACAGAAUUCAUUUCCAACGUUAUCAUUGAUUGCCAGGAACAUUUUUGCAAUACCGGCGUCUAACACCACAGUUGAACGCCUUUUUUCAUCAUCAAAACUUAGUGUCGGUGAACGUGGAACGAAUUUAGGUAGUGAAAAGCUUAAUCAACUCAUGUUUCUUCAAAAAAACUUAGUUCUAUUGAAAGAGCUCCGUCAAGUCAAUAAAGUACCAACAAAAAGAUCUAUUUCUGAUCAAGUUUCAAUGAUGUCUGAACAUUCAAGUGAAACAAUUGUCAAAAAGGCACGAGAAGAUAAUACACAUUCAUCAGACGACGAAGGUGGGAAUAUUGAAUGGUGCUGA
Messenger RNA from Rotaria sp. Silwood2, 2103 nucleotides. The record is from the annotation of a GenBank genome assembly. Lineage: Eukaryota; Metazoa; Rotifera; Eurotatoria; Philodinida; Philodinidae.